AUGGGUCCUCGAAGCCUCCUGACCACCGUACUGCUCCUGGCCCAGGUGAAGCCGCUGAAGGCCUCCCAGUUCUGCGGCCACCUUGACUACUGGAACCCAGACAACAGGUGCUGUGGCAGCUGCCUGCAGCGCUUCGGGCCGCCCCCCUGUCAGGACUUUGAGUUCGCGACAAACUGCGGGCUCGAUGAUUCCGGCAAUCACCUAACAUACCCCUUCAAAGAAUGCCCUGCUGGGUGGUGUAACCGGGAAGGUGCGGAGCUGUGCAGGCCCUGUGGUGGCCGUGCCCCGACCCCUAAGAAGCGCAGCACUGGAACCAAGAAGCGCUGUGCAAAGAGGCAGGUCCCUACCAAGAAGCCCUGCCCACGGCCAUAUACACCAUCUAUCAACCUUAGCGCCCAGGAACCCAGCUCACCAGUAACUUCCAGAUUGUCCUGGACUUCGGAGCACCAGCACACUCCUGCAGACAGUGUCUCUCCGCAGACCCUGCGGGGCUUUCCCCUGCAGGUGGUGGUGGUGGUGGUAGUGGUCUUACUGGUCACCAGCUCGCUGAUCUUCCUGCUUGCCGUACGCAGGUGCCGCUGCAAGAGGAAGGGCAGCCCUGUCCCCUCUCCAAGCUGGGCUUGUGAUGGUAGAGACUUGCUCUUCCCCUUGCACUCGGCAGCCCCAGUAUCCCUGAAAGCACCAAAGGUCCAGGCCAAGCUGGUCUCUCUGCAUCCCCUCCAGGGUACAGAGCUGCAGACCCUGGAGACACAGCCACUGUCUCUCCUCCUGGAUGAGCUGGAGGUGCUGGAGGAGUUGAUUGUGCUCCUGGACCCAGAGACUGGGCCAGGUGGGAGCAUGGCUUGCGGCACCACUCGGCACCUGGCUGCACGGUACGGGCUACCGGCUGCCUGGUCCACCUUUGCCUACUCACUGCGACCCAGUCGCUCACCACUGAGGGCCCUGCUAGAGAUGGUUGUGGCAAGGGAGCCCUCCGCCUGCCUGGGUCAGCUUGCUGCACACCUGGUCCAGAUUGGGAGGACAGAUGCUCUGCAAGUGUUAUCUAAGCUCAGCUGAUCUGGGGUGUACCAGCCUAGUCCUCAAUAA
Chrysochloris asiatica (Cape golden mole) is the source of this 1086-nucleotide messenger RNA. It is a transcript of the gene IGFLR1, whose product is annotated as IGF-like family receptor 1. The transcript is spliced from 4 exons. The record is from RefSeq and is a predicted model, not a curated record. NCBI's taxonomy places the organism in Eukaryota, Metazoa, Chordata, Mammalia, Afrosoricida, Chrysochloridae.